This is a messenger RNA of Hyaena hyaena (striped hyena), 5300 nucleotides long. RefSeq names its product intraflagellar transport 140 (gene IFT140). The transcript has 29 exons. NCBI's taxonomy places the organism in Eukaryota, Metazoa, Chordata, Mammalia, Carnivora, Hyaenidae. Gene Ontology annotation, biological process: intraciliary retrograde transport. Gene Ontology annotation, cellular component: intraciliary transport particle A; ciliary basal body; axoneme. Gene Ontology annotation, molecular function: protein binding. The record is from RefSeq and is a predicted model, not a curated record. Bases 888 to 5096 code for a protein of 1402 amino acids.
CAGCAGCUAACCUGUCAGAUCCACCUAAUGUGGACUUCGCAGUAGCAACUUUUUUUCCCUUUAAUGACAUGACUUUGCUGUGUUGUUCAGAGUUAAUUUCCAAGUUUAACCACGCCUGACCGAAAAGGCCAGGGAGCACGUUCUAGCGCCUUUGGGAAGGCAACCUGCCGCCAGAAUCAGGUUGGUUUCUAAGGGGAUGAGGCCAUUACCAUUUCCUCGCCAAAGAGGCCAUACGGCCACCAGAGCGUUGAAUGCACGUCAAAAGUUACAUCGAAUCAACGGACUCUGCUCAGAAAGCCUCUUGAACCACACCCUCCUCCUUGAGAGACAAAGCAGAGCCCAGCAAACGGUGUGCGGUCCCAAAGACUCCGCAAGAAGAUGAACCGAAAAGAAGAGCACCUUAAGGAAGACGGUGUUCCGUGUCUCCCCCACACUCUCUCAGCCGACCGAGAGAGCGUCACCUCGUCUGUUAAGGUGUAACUGCAGAAGCCGGUCCCCACAGGCUGCAUCCCCAUCACACCUAUAAAAAUGUCACCCGCUUCCGUUCUCUGCGCAGCACAGGCUCCUAGGGGAGCCUCCUAGCUCCCCUUUCCGAGGUAGCGUCGUUGGUUCUAAACGCGCUGCGAGGGGACCAAAUGUCCCGCAGGGCGGCGGAGCAGGCCGCCAGGGGACUCUUGCCCUCGGCGCUUCACGAACACUCCCGACCGUCUUCGGCUCUUUCCGGCCUCUCGAGGCGCUUCGGGUGGCCUCGGCAUCCGCCGCGCUCACCUUCGGCUGUUUCCGCGGUCCGCGCUCAGCCGUUGUCCGGGCAACGCGCGGCGGCUCGGCGGAGGACUUGGCUGCUUUUCCUCUGCGGGCUUCGUCCCUGACCUGGUCUGAGUGUCAUCAUGGCCCUCUAUUUUGACCACCGGGUAGAAGCCCCGGACUCAGCCGGGUCUCCUUCCCACAUCCACUGGCACCCUGUUCAUCCAUUCCUGGCAGUCGCCUCCAUCAGCACGACCUCAGGCGGCAGCCUGGACGUGUACCUGGAACAGGGGGAGCGUGUGCCUGAUACACAUCUCGAGAGGUCCUUCCGGGUCACUUCCUUGUGCUGGCACCCGACGCGACUGACGCUGGCUGUUGGCUGGGAGACCGGAGAAGUGACUGUGUUUAAUAAGCAGGACAAGGAGCAGCAGGCGGUGCCCCCGACACACACCGCCGCCGUCACCGUCCUCAGGUGGAGCCCCAGUGGGAACCGCCUCGUGUCGGGGGACAGGCUCGGUAUCCUGCUCCUGUGGAGGCUGGACCAGAGGGGUCGGGCACAAGGACCUCCUCUGCUGAAGCACGAGUACGGAAAACCCCCGACGCACUGCAUCUUCCGGCUCCCCCCUCCUGGCGAGGACCUUGUCCAGCUGGCGAAGGCGGCCGUGAGCGGCGAUGAGCGAGCCCUGGACAUGUUCAACUGGAGGAAAAGCGGCUUCGGGAGCCUCCUGAAAAUGGGGCCUCAAGAGGGACUGUCCUUCUUUGUCAGCCUGACGGAUGGGACGGUGCACUACGUGGACGAGAAAGGCACGACAACCCAGGUGGCGUCCACGGACAGCUCGGUGCAGACGCUCUUCUACCUGGAGAGGAGGGAGGCCCUGGUGGUGGUCACACAGAGCCUGCUGCUGUCCCUGUACGUGGUGAGGCCGGAGGGCCAAGCGGAGGAAGUGAUGAAGGUGAAGCUGAGUGGGAAGACGGAUCACCGGGCGGACAUCGUGCUGAUUGAAGGCAGCGUGCUUGUGACCGCCGUGGGGGAGCCCGUCCUCAGAUUCUGGGAUUUAGAAGGAGGAGAGAAUUACGUGCUGAGUCCAGAGGAGAAGUUUGGUUUCGAGAAAGGAGAGAAUAUAAACUGUGUUUCUUACUGUAAAGUCAAAGGUCUUCUGGCAGCGGGCACCGAUAAGGGGCGAGUCGCCAUGUGGAGAAAAGUGCCGGCCCCGCCUAGCAGCCGAGUGGCCGAGGGCAAGGACAGGUGGACCCUUCAGACCCAUAAUGAGCUCGAAGGCAACAUCACGCAGAUAAAGUGGGGCUCACGGAAGAGCCUGCUGGCGGUCCACAGCGUCCGCUCCGUGGUGAUCCUCCGUGAGCAGGCCAUGUGCUCGCACUUCCACCAGCAAGUGGCUGUGGCACAGACCUCCCCCAGCUCGCUCAGCGUGUCCUUCCUGUCCACGGGCGUGACACAUAGCCUGCGCACAGACAUGCACAUCAGCGGGCUGUUUGCCACCAAGGAUGCCGUUGCUGUGUGGAAUGGAAAACAGGUGGCGAUCUUUGAGCCUUCUGGAACCACGCUACGGAACGCAGGAACCUUCCUGUGUGAGUCUCCGGUGUUGGCCAUGCACGAGGAAAAUGUGUACACCGUGGAGCCAAACCGAGUCCAGGUUCGAACCUGGCAGGGGACCGUGAAACAGCUCUUACUGUUCUCCGAGGCAGAGGGGAGCCCGUGCCUCCUUGACGUCUGUGGAAAUUUCCUGGUUGUGGGGACAGACCUGGCUCACUUUAAAAGCUUUGAUCUUUCCCGAAGAGAGGCCAAAGUGCACUGCGGCGAACGGACGCUGGCCGCGCUGAUCCCGGGCGCAGCGGGGAUGGCCUCGCUCAGGUGCAACGCCAGCGGCAGCAGGAUCAGCAUCCUCCUCAGCAAGGCUGACGGCAGCCCCGAUUCCAAAAUCUGCUUCUACGACGUGGAAAUGGACACUGUGACUAUCCUGGACUUCAAGACGGGGCAGAUUGAUCAGAGGGAGAGCUUGUCCUUCAACGGGCAAGAGACCAAGAGGAGCCACGCCUUUUUGGAUGAGACACUGAGAGGCCUCAUUCCCGUGAGCCAGUUCUGGGACCAGAGCGAGCCCCGGCUGUUCGUGUGCGAGGCCGUGCGGGAGGCGCCGCCGCAGCCCGGGGACAAGAAGCCCCCCGCCGAGGACAGCCCGGGCCACACGGCGGACGUGCUGGUUCUGUCCUUCUUCAUCACCGAAGAGCACGGCUUCUUGCUCCAGGAGAGCUUCCCCCGGCCUCCCGCCUACCAGGCGCUUCUGGGCCUCCAGGUGCCUCACUAUUACUUCACGAAGAAGCCAGGAGAAGCAGAUGGGGAAGACCGGGGGGACCCGGGGUGCCGCUGCGUCCCCCACGUGGUGGGCAGGAGACCACUGCGAGACUUCAUCGGGCUGGAGGGCUGCGAUAGGGCCGCUCAGGACGCCAUGCUUAACUUCAGCUUCUCUGUCACCGCCGGAGACAUGGACGAAGCGUUCAAAUCCAUCAAGCUCAUCAAAAGCGAGAAGGUCUGGGAGAACAUGGCCCGCAUGUGCGUGAAGACCCAGCGGCUGGACGUCGCCAAGGUGUGCCUGGGGAACAUGGGCCACGCGCGUGGAGCCCGAGCGCUGCGCGAGGCCGAGCAGCAGCCGGAGCUGGAGGCCAGGGUGGCCAUGCUGGCCAUACAGCUGGGUAUGCUGGAGGACGCCGAGCAGCUGUACAGGAAGUGCGGCCGCUACGACCUCCUCAACAAGCUGUACCAGGCGUCCGACCAGUGGCAGAAGGCCGUGGAGGUGGCGGAACUGCGGGACCGCAUCCACCUGCGCACCACCUACUACAACUACGCGAGGCACCUGGAGGCCGGCGCCGACCGCGGCCUGGCCCUCAGCCACUACGAGAAGUCGGACACCCACCGCUUCGAGGUGCCCAGGAUGCUCUCGGAGGACCCGCAGUCCCUGGAGCUCUACGUCAAUAAGAUGAAGGACAAGACCCUGUGGCGGUGGUGGGCCCAGUACCUGGAGAGCCAGGCCGAGAUGGACGCCGCGCUGCACUACUACGAGCUGGCGCAGGACUACUUCUCCCUGGUCCGCAUCUACUGCUUCCAGGGCAACAUCCAGAAGGCGGCUGAGAUUGCCAACGAGAGCGGGAACUGGGCCGCGUCCUAUCACCUGGCCCGCCAGUACGAGAGCCAGGAUGAGGUGAGGCAGGCCGUGCACUUUUACACGCGCGCGCAGGCCUUCAACAACGCCAUCCGCCUGUGCAAGGAGAAUGGCCUGGACGACCAGCUCAUGAACCUGGCCCUGCUGAGCUCCCCCGAGGACAUGACGGAGGCGGCGCUCUACUACGAGGACAAGGGCGAGCACAUGGACAGGGCAGUGACGCUCUACCACAAGUCCGCCCUGCAGCACCACGAGGCCCUGCAGCUCUGCCUGGAGCAGAACAUGCCCAUCACCGAGGAGAUGGCCGAGAAGAUGACGGUGCCCAAGGACUCCAACGAGCUGUCCGAGGACUCCCGGCGCCAGCUGCUGGAACGGAUCGCCCACUGCUGCAUGCGCCAGGGCAGCUACCACCUGGCCACCAAGAAGUACACGCAGGCGGGGAACAAGCUGAAGGCCAUGAGAGCGCUGCUGAAGUCGGGGGACACGGAGAAAAUCGUGUUCUUUGCGGGCGUCUCGAGGCAAAAGGAAAUCUACAUCAUGGCUGCCAACUACCUGCAGUCCCUGGACUGGCGGAAGGAGCCAGAGAUCAUGAAGAACAUCAUCAGUUUCUACACCAAGGGGCGCGCCCUGGACCUCCUGGCUGGCUUUUACGAAGCGUGUGCCCAGGUGGAGAUCGAUGAAUACCAAAACUACGACAAAGCCCACGGGGCGCUGACCGAGGCUUACAAGUGCCUGUCCAAGGCCAAGGCCAAGAGCCCCUUGGAUCACGAGACCAAGCUGGCUCAGCUGCAGAGCAAGAUGACACUGGUGAAGCGGCUCAUCCAGGCCCGAAGGACGUACGCCGAGGACCCCAAGGAGGCGGUCAGGCAGUGCGAGCUGCUGCUGGAGGAGCCGGAGCUGGGCAGCACGGUCCGCGUCGGGGACGUCUACAGCUUCCUGGUGCAGCACUACGUGCAGACGGAGCAGCUCCAGACGGCGUACAGGUAUCUGGAGGAGAUGCGGAGGAGAGUGCCUUCCGCCAACAUGUCCUACUACGUGAGCCCGCGGACCGUGGACGCCGUGCACCAGGGCCUGGGCCUCCCCGUGCCGCGCAGCGAGCCCGAGCGGGUCCGCCACAACAGCGCGCACGGCCACAGGGAGGCGGACGACGUGCCGGAGGAGGUGGAGGGCGAGCCCUGACGGCGGCUGCCGCGUCCCCGGAACCCCCAGGUCCUCGGCAAGAGCCUGACCGUCUCGCAGACACGGAAGCAGUGACUGACGCCCCGGGGCCCUGGCCAUCACGGCCAGAAAGGGGUCCCUUUCCCGCCGAGGGACUUGGUCCCUUUUCUCCAGAACAGUCUCCCAAGUAUAGUCUGUAAAGCCUAAAAGCCUUGUUGACCUGGA